Molecule: messenger RNA, 489 nt
Organism: Daucus carota subsp. sativus
Lineage: Eukaryota; Viridiplantae; Streptophyta; Magnoliopsida; Apiales; Apiaceae
Product: mediator of RNA polymerase II transcription subunit 20a
Exons: 5
Coding region: 1-489 (162 amino acids)
Biological process (GO): regulation of transcription by RNA polymerase II
Cellular component (GO): mediator complex
Molecular function (GO): transcription coactivator activity
Source: RefSeq, a predicted model, not a curated record
AUGCCUGUAAAAUGGGUUUUACAUUGGCAACAGAAUGCAGGGACAACAGUGAACAGUCAAAUCUUGACUGAAGUAUCCCAAUGUGCUGAGAGUAUCAAUAGCAUUAAAGGUGGAAGAUGGAAAGCUACUCUUAAUGUUUACAGACCUAUGCUUAAAGAGCAAGUUAAUCUGGUGGAAUUUCUGCGUGAUUUUUUGGGGAUUUCACUCCAAGAGCAACCUAGUAAAUACUAUUUUGUGAUUCGAGGACAACGGAUAGUUCUUGAGGCAGAUUCAAAUAUUCGGGGUAUAAUGGAGAAAUUGCAGUCGUAUAAGUCCAGGGUGGCUCUUAAUUUCGAGGGCUUCCAAUAUCAAAUUGGAGACUUCCAGCUGAGAGUCGGCAAAGUUGUUCCAGUUCACUCGGAAAGUUUGAGGGGAAUAGUGAUUGAGUAUACUCUCUCUGUUCCCUUCAACUUGUUCCUUGCAAUUUUCUUUAUUGGCAUAUUGGAGUAG